Phycodurus eques (leafy seadragon) is the source of this 1945-nucleotide messenger RNA. It is a transcript of the gene arhgap1, whose product is annotated as Rho GTPase activating protein 1. Gene Ontology annotation, molecular function: GTPase activator activity. Bases 173 to 1465 code for a protein of 430 amino acids. The record is from RefSeq and is a predicted model, not a curated record. Gene Ontology annotation, cellular component: cytoplasm. Gene Ontology annotation, biological process: negative regulation of endocytic recycling; small GTPase-mediated signal transduction. The transcript has 13 exons. NCBI's taxonomy places the organism in Eukaryota, Metazoa, Chordata, Actinopteri, Syngnathiformes, Syngnathidae.
UUUGAACGUGUGCAACCGGAAAAGGUAUAUCGCUGUUUGUGUGUUCUCAAGGCUGCGAAAUAAAUCAUCACAAAGCUCUUCAGGACUCCAUCUGCAUUUAGUGUGUGUUUGAGUGUGCGUGUCUUGAGUUGUUGUCUGAGUGCUUGCGUGCUGCGCCAUCCUGCAGUGUGCAAUGUCUUCGGAGCUGCUUGUGGAUUUGAGCGAGGACCAGACGACAGCACAGCUGGGCCACCUGAAGCUGACCACAUUACAGGACCAGGAGUGGCCGCCAGAUGAGUCAACUCUUAGAAAGUCCGAGACCGAUAUCUCUCAGCGGUUUGAUGCCAGUUCUCCCCACCUGCCCUGGGAGCAUCCCUUCUAUGACAUCGCCCGGCAUCAAAUCAUCGAAGUCGCCGGUGACGACAACUUUGGCAGAAAAGUUAUUGUGUUUAACGCCUGCCGGAUGCCCCCCCAGCACCAACUGGACCAUCACAAACUGCUGAUGUAUCUGAAAGGAACCUUGGACCAGUAUGUUGAAAGUGACUACACCCUGAUCUACUUCCAUCACGGGCUGACCAACGAGAACAAGCCAUCACUCAGCUGGCUGCGGGAUGCUUACAGGGAGUUUGACAGGAAGUAUAAGAAGAAUAUCAAAGCCUUGUAUAUUGUCCAUCCCACCAUGUUCAUCAAGACCCUGCUGAUCCUGUUCAAACCCAUCAUCAGUUUUAAGUUUGGGAGGAAACUCAACUAUGUGAGCUAUCUGAGUGAGCUGGAGAACGUGGUCAAGUGUGAGCAGCUCAUCAUUCCAGCCCGUGUCAAAGAAUACGACAACAAGUUGAGAGCCUCCCUGAAGCCAACCUCCCAGCCUCCUAUGUCCCCUCUUCGGAGUCCCCCUCUCCCCAACCAGGUCUUUGCGGUUCCCCUUGAAUUGUUAAGAAAGAGGAGUCCAGAUGGAGAUGCUGUUCCUGUAGUAAUGAGAGACACUAUAAGUUUCCUGUCAGAGCAAGGCCUGGAGAUUGAAGGAAUCUUCCGACGUUCUGCCAAUGUGACUUUGGUGAAGGAGGUCCAGCUCAGAUAUAACUCAGGCGAAGCAGUGAACUUCCGAGACAUGGAAGAUGUCCACUUGGCGGCGGUCAUCUUGAAGACGUUCCUUAGAGAACUGCCCGAGCCACUGCUGACCUACCAGCUCUACAAUGACAUUGUCAAUUUUGCCUCUGUGUCCAGUGACAGUCAGGUGACCGUCAUGAAGACACUGGUGGAGUCACUGCCAGAGGAGAACUACGCCACACUCAGAUACCUAAUCACAUUUCUGGCCAAGGUAACAGCGAACAGUGACGUCAAUAAGAUGACCAACAGCAACCUGGCUGUGGUGUUUGGGCCAAACCUGCUCUGGGGGCGGGACAACGCCAUGUCACUCAGCGCCAUCGGCCCAAUAAACAACUUCACCCAAUGCCUGUUGGACCAGCAGCACUUGGUCUUUGCCUAAAUACGGUUUCAUUGUUGUCUGACUCGCCACUGGAGGCUACUCAACAUUGAUUGUGAGUGAGCCAUCGAACAGCACUUAGACCAACACAGCCUUGUUCUAAAAUGCACAUUACAAAUAUUUUAAAAAAAUAACCUCUCCCGGACAAUUUGAAUUCUGUCUUUUGUCACUCGCCAUUCUGAUUGGGCCCUUAGCAGUGUGGUUAGUGCUCAACCUUAAGUUGGAAGCUGUAUACUAAGACAAUGAGAGAACAACCUUGCGAAUGUAAAAUGUAAUAACACAAUUCAACAACUCAUUUGCAACAAAAUAGAUUUCCUUGAAAAAGACAUUUCAGCUAUAACUGCAUGUGUACAAUUAUUGCCAAGUGGAAUUGAAUGGGGGGGGGGGAAUUACUUUUCAACAUGUUGCUGUUGUUGGUCUCUGUUGUUUCUGUCAUGCAAAAAAAAAAAAAAGGAAAAGAAAUCCCCAUGAAAAAAUAAGUAG